AUGAACACGUCGCGAUUCUAUGGUCCGAAUGAAAAUCUGCCAGUUGUAUUGGCUUUUGUGAUGGGCAUACAGCAUUUCUUGGCCGUUAUCGGUGGUGUCAUUGCUCCUACAAUGAUCAUUUCUGGUGCUGGUAGCUCCACGUUGAAUCUUCCCCAAGAUUUGCGUCAAUACAUGAUUUCGGCUUCUUUUAUUGUGUGUGGUGUCAACAGUAUUAUUCAGAUUAUUCGGUUCAAGAUCUACAAAACACGUUACUAUAUCGGAUGUGGGAUUUUGGGUAUUACAGGUGUAGCAUUUGCCAACCUUCCUGCAGCCGAGGCGUUGAUAUCGAGCAUGUACUCAAAUGGAAUGUGUCCGACUGAGACUUUGCCCGACGGAACGAUCAACUACUUGCCAUGUCCUGAUGCAUUUGGCGCUAUUCUUGGUACACAGAUGGUCUGUGGUGUGGUUGGCGUCCUUUUCAGCUUCUUACCACCCCGUGUUAUCCGCAAAAUGUUCCCCAAAAUCGUCACAGGCACAGUCCUCUUCACCAUUGGUGUUUCGUUGAUCUACUCGGGAAUGAAGAACUGGGCAGGUGGCUCGGGCCCUUGCAUGAAUCGUCCCGAAAGUGGAGACUUUGCCUUGUGUCCUACGAUCCACGCUCCCAAUCCUCAGAUCUGGGGCGGUGCUGUGAACUUUGGUCUCGGAGCUUCAGUGUUCUUUACCAUCAUUUUGGUUGAGCUAUUUGGCUCUGUCUUUAUGCGUAAUAUCGGUGUGGCCAUCGGUUUAUUGGUUGGCUGCAUCAUUGCUGCAGGAAUCGGCAUGUUUGACGGUUCUAGCAUUGCAGCUGCACCUGCUGGCACCUUUUUGUGGGUCAGGACAUUCAAUAUUUCAGUCUAUGGUCCAGGCAUCUUACCGUUUCUUUUCACUCAGUUGGAUAUGAUUAUUGAAACCCUUGGUGACUUGACAGCCGCUAGCGAUGUCUCGGGACUCCCUAUAGAAGGCAAAGAAUUUGAAGAGCGCUGUCAAGGUGCUCUGUUGGCAGAUGGUCUAGGCAGUAUCUUUAGUGCCUUGGCCACAAGCAUGGGCGUUGUCAUGUUUACUCAAAACAAUGGCAUCAUUGCUGUAACUCGAUGUGCAAGUCGUAUAGCAGGUCUAGUAUGUGCUGCUUUUCUGAUCAUUUUCGGUAUCUUUGGCAAGAUUUCUGCAGCGUUCUUGGCAAUCCCUGCACCAUUGAUUGGGGGCAUGACAGUAUUUUUGUUUGCCUCUGUGGCUGCUUCGGGUAUUCGUAUAUUAUCUUAUCUCGAAUGGACACGUCGUGAUCGUGUCAUUGUUGCUGCUUCUCUUGCUCUUGCUUUAGGUGUGGCCCUUGUUCCUAGCUGGUUUUCGAACGUUUUACCUCGCGCAAGUGACGAUAAUCCCGGUCUUCAAGGCCUUUAUGACACCGUCAAUGCCAUUGUCAGCACCAGUUAUAUCUUGGCAGGAUUGAUGUCGGUUAUUCUGAACUUGAUCCUACCUUAUGAGCAGGGUGAAGGAGAACAAGGCAAGACGUUGGUCAUGACCGGCGAGAAGCGAUCCUCGCUGCCCGUAGCUGAACGUGUCACCUCAACUCAUGGUGAUGAAAAGCGAUCCAUUUAA
Messenger RNA from Zychaea mexicana, 1614 nucleotides. RefSeq names its product Xanthine/uracil/vitamin C permease. Gene Ontology annotation, molecular function: xanthine transmembrane transporter activity. Bases 1 to 1614 code for a protein of 537 amino acids. The record is from RefSeq and is a predicted model, not a curated record. NCBI's taxonomy places the organism in Eukaryota, Fungi, Mucoromycota, Mucoromycetes, Mucorales, Lichtheimiaceae. The transcript is spliced from 13 exons. Gene Ontology annotation, biological process: transmembrane transport; xanthine transport. Gene Ontology annotation, cellular component: membrane; fungal-type vacuole.